AUGUUCGAGCGUCGUCCCGUGUGGGGAGUCCUGAUACUGCUGACGCUCGUGCUGACGGUAUGGCAGAUGGCGCCGCACGACGCUACCGUCUACCGGGAAGUGAUGUCGGCACGUGACUAUCCUCCGUCGGCGCUGCCGUCGUCGUUGGCGUUCGCGCUGCCCUACGAGCAGGCCGAUCAGCAGCAACAGUAUUCGGCCCAUCCCGUCCUAACACCGCCAUUCGGUGGCGAGGAUAACGUGAUCGGCGAGGACGAACAGGAAGUGGGCGCAGUGCGCCGUGGCACAUAUCUGAACAUCACCUCGCCACCGUGGCUAGUGGCUGCAGUAGCCGCAGGAGCACUCUGGGAACCAGCAGUCAGCAGUAGCGCUAGUUUAGUCCAAACGAGGGAAGUCACCGGGGGUGAAGGGCGUACGACGGCCACCAGCAGUAACACCGCCGUUAGCAGUACACAGUCGACAGCGUCGUUAACAUUAGUCAGUCCGUUCGAGGAAUUGCUGCCAAAUGAGGAUUACACCAGUCUAAUAGAUUUAAAGGAUUUUAAGUUCACCAUCAACCACGACUACUGCGGCGUCGGUGGCGGAACCAGUAGUAGUAGCGACCGGAGUAAUGCCAGCGGCAGCAUAGUUAACCGAAGUACGCUCCCUUCCGGUGGGCCACCGUGGAGCAGCAGGAAGCGUCGAAGGAGAAGCAGCGCCGACGACGGGAGCCUUAUGCGGGACGGAGUGGCCGUGCGAUCGGCGCCGUCGGCGGCACCGCUGGUGUUGGUGCUGGUCCACUCGGCACCGGACAACGUUUUCAAGCGCAAUACGAUCCGCUCGACCUGGGGCCGACCCGACGGUCGGGCGCGUUUGAUCUUCCUGCUCGGGGCAGUCAACACGAGUGCGGCCCAGCGGGCCAUCGAAGAGGAGAGCCGCACGUACGACGAUAUCGUGCAGGGCAGCUUCGUCGAUGCGUACCGCAACAUGACGUACAAGCAUGUGAUGGCGCUCAAGUGGUACACUUACCACUGUCCCGGCGCCCGCUAUGUUCUGAAAACGGACGACGACGUGUUCAUCAACGCACCGGUCCUGUACGACGUGCUGGAGCGGGUUGCGCCCCAGCGGAAGCUGCUGCUCUGCCAGCUGGUUACGAAGUUGAGCGUCAAGCGGACGCACCGCUCCAAAUGGUACGUGAGCUGGCGCGAGUACCCGACCCGCUACUACCCGCCCCACUGUCCCGGCUACUCGAUACUCUACUCGCGCGACGUGGCCCGGGAGCUGUACCGGGAGGCGCAGCGUCAACCGUUCUUCUGGAUCGACGACGUGCACAUCACCGGAACGGUGGCACAGAACGUGAACGUUACCAUCACGCCGAUGGACUCGCUGUAUCUGGACGAGGAGCAAAAGGGCGAGCUGCUCAGCCGGAAGCUCAGCGCUGCGGGCCUGGUGUUUUUCUUCACCAACCCCAACCUGCCGAUGGACGAGAUCCGGCGGCUCUGGUACGCGGUCACAGAACCGGCCCACCGGUGA
Molecule: messenger RNA, 1509 nt
Organism: Anopheles cruzii
Lineage: Eukaryota; Metazoa; Arthropoda; Insecta; Diptera; Culicidae
Exons: 1
Coding region: 1-1509 (502 amino acids)
Cellular component (GO): membrane
Molecular function (GO): hexosyltransferase activity
Source: RefSeq, a predicted model, not a curated record